Solea senegalensis (Senegalese sole) is the source of this 4599-nucleotide messenger RNA. RefSeq names its product toll-like receptor 7 (gene tlr7). The record is from RefSeq and is a predicted model, not a curated record. The transcript has 5 exons. Gene Ontology annotation, cellular component: plasma membrane. Gene Ontology annotation, molecular function: protein binding; pattern recognition receptor activity. Gene Ontology annotation, biological process: defense response to virus; canonical NF-kappaB signal transduction; positive regulation of interleukin-6 production. Lineage: Eukaryota; Metazoa; Chordata; Actinopteri; Pleuronectiformes; Soleidae. Bases 334 to 3582 code for a protein of 1082 amino acids.
CAACAUUUCAGUUUCCCCUGCAGGCAAAUUAGAAAUGAAACUGCUCUUUCCACCAGUGGUGACAACUGAAUAACCCACAAUUUCUCCAGCUGGGCCUUUGAAAAAUACCAAGAACAAGAGACUACUCAAUCCUAUUUUUAGGGAAAAAUCUCCAUCACAUUAAAGCACAUGUGCCUUGUUAUAAUAAACAGCAACCAUUAUCAAACAGCUUCAUUAAAACAGAAACUUUGGAAGAUGUGCGGUUUGUGACAAUAAGGAAGUGAUGCUGCCUAAUUAUACACACAUUGAUCCAACCCAGCCACCUGCUAGUUUCAUUACAUUAGUUAGUAGGUAAUGAUCAAUGUUACAGUUCUUUCAGUAUCCAACAGAACUCAUAGCAGGACCCCUUUUCAAUCGUUCAUGCGAACAAUGCUCUUCCACUUGGGAAAUGCCACAGCUUCUGCCCAGAUGUGUGUGGCACUGCUGGCCCUGUGGUAUUGUCUCUGUGUAUCAGCAGCCAACGUUUCUUUUCCAAAAACUCUGCCAUGUGAUGUAAGCGAGACCAUCAACGGGAGUGAGGUCAAAGUGGACUGUACUGAGAGGGGCCUCAAAGAAAUCCCAAGCGGCAUCCCCAGAGACACCACCAAUCUGACACUCACCAUCAACCAUAUUCCGAAAUUAAACUCCUCCUCCUUCCACGGUCUACAUAACCUAACUGAGAUAGACAUGAGGUGCAACUGUGUGCCUAUCAAAAUUGGUCCCAAAGACCGCAUGUGUACAAAGAGCGUGACAAUAGAGGAAAACACCUUCACCAGCAUGAGGAGUCUGCGUGCUUUGUAUCUGGAUGGCAAUCAGCUCUCCAGUAUACCGAAAGGCCUGCCUUCAAAUGUGAUCCUGCUGAGUUUGGAAGUGAAUCACAUUUAUUACAUUUCUAAAGCAAACCUCUCCGGGCUCAGGAAUGUUGAGAUGCUUUAUCUUGGUCAAAACUGCUAUUAUCGUAAUCCUUGUAAUGUUUCCUAUGAUAUAGAGCACGGUGCAUUUUCUCAGCUGAGCAAUUUGACAGUGUUAUCCCUUAAAUCAAACAACUUAUCUUUUAUUCCACACUAUCUACCCACAAGCCUGAAGGAGUUGUAUCUCUAUAACAAUAACAUUCAGGAAGUCACUGCUGAGGAUUUCAAAAACUUAACCAACCUUGAAAUUCUAGAUAUAAGUGGAAAUUGUCCUCGAUGUUAUAAUAAUCCUUUCCCUUGCAACCCAUGUCCAAAUAACUCACCACUAAAAAUCCACAACAUGGCAUUUAAAAUGUUAACAAAACUGAAGAUGCUCCGCCUGCACAGCAACUCUCUGACAUGCGUGCCAUCUGCAUGGUUUGCCAACACAAAAGAACUUAAAGUACUCGAUCUCUCAUCAAACUUUUUAGCAAUAGAGAUAGGAGUCACCAAAUUCCCACACUGCUUGCAAAAACUCGAAGAACUGGACCUUUCAUUUAACUAUGAGCUUAGGCGGUAUCCUCAAACGCUGAGACUGAGUGGCGCUUUCUCUUCUCUCAAGUCCCUCAAAAUUUUCAGACUAAGGGGUUUUGUGUUUCAGCAGCUAAAAGCCGAGAGUAUUGAACCUUUGAAACACCUCCCAAACCUGGAGGUUGUAGAUCUUGGUACAAACUUCAUUAAAAUGGCAAACCUUAGUAUUCUGAUGGAAUUUAAAAGCUUUAAAAUAAUCAGCCUGUCUGACAACAAAAUAUCUUCCCCCUCUGACAGCCAAGAUGCUGUUGGUUUUACUGGAGGAGAGCCCUUAGACUGGUCUCCAAUGUCAGCCGUGGCUCAGUACCAAAGUCAGGAAGUAAGAGAAAUACAUUACUUCAGAUAUGAUGAAUAUGCCCGCAGCUGCAAGAACAAAGACAGAGAACUUGGGGUUGUUAAGUCCUUUGUCAAAAGUGAGUGCAGUCAGUUUGGCAAAACCCUAGAUGUAAGCAGAAACAACAUCUUCUUCUUGCAGGCAAAGUUUUUAAAUCUUGGAGAUCUGAGAUGCCUCAAUCUGUCUGGAAAUGCAAUGAGUCAGAGUCUGAACGGCUCUGAGUUUUCUUACCUGACCAAUUUACAGUAUCUGGACUUUUCAUUGAAUCGUCUGGACCUGCUCUACUCCACUGCAUUUGAAGAGCUAACAAGUCUGGUCAUCCUGGAUAUAAGUAACAACAACUAUUAUUUUGAAUCUGAGGGCUUGACCCACAUGCUUAAUUUCACUAGAAAUUUGAAGAAUCUCAAAGUAUUACUGAUGAACCACAAUAAGAUCUCUACAUCUACAAACACAGAGCUGGAGAGUCAAUCUCUUGAGAGGUUAGAGUUCAGAGAUAACCGGUUAGAUAUGUUGUGGAGAGACGGGGACACCAGAUAUUUUAAGUAUUUCAAGAAAUUAGUCAACCUGACAGUCCUUGACAUCUCUCAUAACAACCUCAAUUUUAUUCCAGAACAAGUGUUCAGCAGUCUACCAGACAAGCUGUCUGAACUCUACAUCAAAUUUAAUAAAUUAAAAUCCUUUGCUUGGGAGAAACUACAGUUUCUACAUUCUUUGCAAGUCUUAGAUCUCAGUGGAAAUAGUUUAGAGACCGUUCCAGUGCUAUCGCACUGUACCAAAUCUCUCAAGAAACUAAUUUUACAUAAAAACAAAAUACAAAAACUUGGGCAAGAUUUCCUCAAAGGUGCUUACAACUUAAAAUAUCUGGAUCUUAGUUUUAAUAGCAUACAGCACAUUGAAAGCUUUCCAGAUUCUGUUAAUGAGAUGGACAUGCUCCUUCUGCAUAACAACAGAUUUCUGUGUAAUUGCAAUGUCACAUGGUUUGUAACAUGGCUCAAUAGCACCACAGUAACCAUCCCCAGACUGGCCACAGAUGUGACCUGUGCAGCACCUGGUGCACAAAGAGGUCAUCCUCUAAUCUCUGUUGACCUGCUGGCCUGCCAACACAACUAUUUGUCAAUCAUUCUCUACACUAUCAUGACUUCCCUUGUCCUCAGCUUCCUCACCCUGUCCAUCUCUAGUCAUCUCUUCCUGUGGGACGUCUGGUAUAUAUACCAUUUUUGUAGGGCCAAGAUUAAAGUCUAUGACCGUCUGUACUCCCAGAGAUCUGUCUAUGAUGCCUUUGUCAUAUAUGAUAAGGAGGAUCUUGCUGUGUCAGAAUGGGUGAUGAAGGAAAUGUGCGUUCAGCUGGAGAGCUGUGGAGACCACAGUGUUACACUGUGCUUAGAGGAACGGGAUUGGAUCCCUGGAACUCCUCUAAUUGACAACCUGUCCCAGAGCAUUCACAGGAGCAAGAGAACUGUGUUCAUUCUCACAAACAAAUACAUCAAAAGUGGCAAAUUCAAGACAGCUUUCUACUUGGCCCAUCAAAGGCUAAUGGAUGAAAAAAACGACGUUAUAGUACUGAUCCUUUUAGAGAAAGUACCGUGCAAUUCAAAGUACCUAAGCCUGCGGAAGAAACUGUACAAGCGAUCUGUGCUGGAAUGGCCAACAAAUCCUCAAGCUCAGCCAUACUUCUGGUUCAGCCUGAGAAAUGUAUUAGCAACGGAAAGCCACAAACAAUACAACAACCUCUUCAAAGAGACAUUGUAAGUGCUACAGUGCACUGAAAUACUUCUUUCAUUUCAGAUUGUUGUGUAUGUACUUCUGUGUUUUAACAAUAAUGUGUACCAUUCCUACCAGUGAAACUACCAGCAUAUCGCAAAAAAGAGAAAUGAAACAAGUACUUCUUCAUUUCACAUGAUACUUUUGUCAGAGAGGCUGUCCGUCUUUGACUACUGGCUAGUUUGUUUGCCUGUGUUUGACUUCAGAAAGAGUAGUGUUUUUUCAAGAAUCCUAUGUAUGGUAAAAAUGUAGAUAGCUGAUGUGACACAAAGCAGGUAUAGCUUUUUAUAGAUAGCUGAUUUCAAAUGUAACCUGUGAGUGUGAAAAAACUACAUUUUUAAAGGAUCAUGAGGAAUACAUUCAAUGCAUGCACAAUGGCAGGUUUUGGAGGCAGAUGGGGUGACGUCAUGGGUUCAUUUGCAUAUUGAGCGGUAUUUAUAGGGUGGGCGCAGCCGAGAGGAACACUCUGCUGCAGCGCGAGAGACUUCAUCUUGCAGUUCGCCGACAGACUCACUGACCCUCAGCCAACAUGUCUGACAAACCUGAUAUCACAGAAGUCACAACUUUUGACAAGACAAAGCUGAAGAAGACCGACACCCAGGAGAAAAACACACUGCCAACUUCAGAAACCAUCGAGCAGGAGAAGUCAGGAUGAAGGCCAGUCCUCCUGUAUGCCGAACAUUCCUCUUUCCUCACUCCCUUUUGACUUUACACCGUGCAUUCCAAGUUGGAGUACCCUUUUGACCAAAUAAUGGCUGCUCAAAUGUGUGCCGCUCGUUUCUCAGAUGUCCCUUUUUGUACAGGAAGGAAGUGUGGGUUCCGGGUCAUCUGUUCGUUGCUGUGGGUGAUGGUCUUGUGUAAAUUAACAACUGGGAAGAUUCACAUGAUCUGAUGCUUUUCUCUACUCUGGCCACCUGUGAAUGAUUGCAAAGCAAGUGUUCUGUUUAUGUUGUAAGGCACUUCAACUGGAAUGUUCAAAUAUGCAAAAUAAAAAAUGUCAAUUGA